AUGUCCAGUACGGAUAAGGUCUCAACUUCCGACCACCUCCCGCAGGUGGAUCAUGAAGCAGUCACUCAAGAUGAGAAGGCUACACCCGUGGAGGAGAAGCAUCUGGUGAGAAGGCUGGACGAGCGGAUCAUGCCUUUCAUCUGCUUCUUGUUUCUAUGCUCCUAUCUCGACCGAGUAAAUUUGGGCAACGCACGGCUACAAGGCCUCCCUCAAGAUAUCCUUGGCGGUGACCCCACUGGCGUUUUGUUUGACUGGGCCAGCUCCGCAUUCUAUUUCUCAUUCAUUCUGUGCCCCGUGCCCCUCACGGCGACGUCCUUCAACUUUGCCGGCGUGCUCGUCUCCCGCAUCGCUCCAGGCGUAUUUGAGGGAGGAUUCGGUCCAGCCGUCCCUCUAUACCUACGUCUCUGGCUUGCCGCAUACACCGCCUGUGCAGGCAUUGCGGGCGCGUUUGGCGGGCUGCUGGGGUUCGGGAUCCAACACGCGCGCACCGCGAUCGCAGACUGGCGGCUACUGUUCAUCGUCGAAGGCGUGCUGCCCAUCCUCAUCGGGAUGCUCGCCUAG
This is a messenger RNA of Epithele typhae, 561 nucleotides long. Its product is annotated as major facilitator superfamily domain-containing protein. Gene Ontology annotation, cellular component: membrane. The transcript is spliced from 5 exons. NCBI's taxonomy places the organism in Eukaryota, Fungi, Basidiomycota, Agaricomycetes, Polyporales, Epitheliaceae. The coding region runs from base 1 to 561 and encodes 186 amino acids. Gene Ontology annotation, molecular function: transmembrane transporter activity. The record is from RefSeq and is a predicted model, not a curated record.